AUGGGACCAAAGGCAUCACAAAGCCGUUCGCCGGCUCCGUGGUGCGAAGCAGCAGCGCGCGAGGACGCUGCUCAAGCCCCGAAUAGUGGUAGAUUGAAGAAUGGUCAACCUCCGCCUCCUUCUCACAAUACAUUUCACACUUCAUGCCCUCGACGCACGACGGACAAAAGCCCUGCAGCAGCUUCUGAGACUGCCCCUAAGUACAAAUACAUUGAGGAUUGUGAACGGCUAGAGAGGUACUGUCCAGGCGGCUUUUACCCGUUAAAGCUUGGUGAUCGACUCUGUGAUGGAUGUUACUCUAUUGUUCAGAACCUCGGAUUUGGCGGCAGCUUUACAGUAUGGCUGGCUUCCGACCAGAAGCAACAGGAGUUAGUUGCUAUCAAAAUAGAAUCUGUUGAUUCUGCCUCGAAGUCUCAGGAACUUGACGCAAUCAAAGUCCUUGGCCUUUCAACGGACUACUGGAUCUUCGUCUCGCGUGAGCUAUUGCUGCAGACCUGGUGUUCGCCGUCCAGUUUUUACAGGGACAAAGCAUUAUCCACGGUGACCCUUCGCAAUUGUAUUUGGAAAUUUGGCAAUCCAAUUCUUGAGCCUAUUGUCCGAGUUGAUGGCAGACCUCUCCCGGCAGGAGUUCCUACUCACGUCGUUGGGCCUGCAAGAGUUGGAAUUCGGUCUGACCAAAUCACCCCUACCUAUUUGCCCCAUCAUGCUCUCUGA
Molecule: messenger RNA, 714 nt
Organism: Paracoccidioides brasiliensis Pb18
Exons: 4
Coding region: 1-714 (237 amino acids)
Biological process (GO): regulation of mRNA processing; spliceosomal complex assembly
Source: RefSeq, a predicted model, not a curated record